AUGGUACAUCCCAAUGUUGCUCAGAGUGAUUUCGAUCGGCUCUCAACCUUUCUGUUGCAAUUAUCAGUCGCUCAGUUCCCACUGCAGAAGCAAUAUCAGAAGAAAAGCACUUUUGCCUUAUUGAAAUCAAAUCACCAUGAACUUCAACAGAUCUUCGUUUUCGUCGCCCUCAUCCUGGCCAUCAGUUUGGGCCAAUCGGCUGGCUGGCUGAAGAAAAUUGGCAAGAAAAUUGAACGGUUGGCCAGCACACUCGAGAUGCCACCAUCCAGGGUCUGGGAAUCGCUCAACAGGCCGCCAACGUCGCAGCAACUGCCCGAGGUUAACGACGAUGAUAACCACUAUUGAUAUUUAAAUAUAAAAACUAUUUAUUGUAUUGACCUAAGUAAAUAAAAAUCC
Molecule: messenger RNA, 396 nt
Organism: Drosophila suzukii
Lineage: Eukaryota; Metazoa; Arthropoda; Insecta; Diptera; Drosophilidae
Product: cecropin-C
Biological process (GO): defense response to Gram-negative bacterium; antibacterial humoral response; defense response to Gram-positive bacterium
Cellular component (GO): extracellular region
Source: RefSeq, a predicted model, not a curated record